Messenger RNA from Brugia pahangi, 4026 nucleotides. Lineage: Eukaryota; Metazoa; Nematoda; Chromadorea; Rhabditida; Onchocercidae. The record is from the annotation of a GenBank genome assembly.
AUGGCUGCUGAUCCAAAAACGGAUGAAUUGUUUGCGUUAUUGGAGAAUGGUCAAUUUCGAAGUGCUAACUUUCCAAAACAAGACUUCACUACUCUGAGAAAUGCAGAUAAUGAAAAUGUUCUCAUAGUUGCAGCCAGAACCGGACAAACAGACAUUGUACGAGAAUUCAUCAGUGAUUUCGAUUUAGAGGAUACAGAUGCUGAUGGUUGGACUGCACUACUUGAUGCAGCCUAUAUGGGACAUGAGGAAAUUGUGAAAAUUUUAUUGGAAGCUGGAGCAGCUGUCGAUUAUCCUGAUAUGCUGGGUUGGAGUCCACUAAUGUGGGCUGUGUACAAGAAUCAUUAUGCAUGUGCACAGCUUCUGAUCCAAUUCAAGGCUCAUGUUAACAUUAUUGAUGAAGAAGACAGCUUAACACCGCUUAUUGUUGCUGCUGGACGUGGCUACGUAGCUUUUGUGGAAUUACUCAUUGGAGCUGGUGCAGAAGUAAAUGCAUGUGAUAAAUUCGGAAGUACAGCUUUAAUUUGGGCUGCAAGAAGAGGUUACAAGCCUAUAAUCGAGCUAUUGCUUGAUGCUGGAGCUGAAUUAGAUGCUGUUGGGAUGUAUGGAUCGACUGCUUUAAUGAUGGCAACGCGGGGUAAUUUCAUCGGUGUUGUUAAAUUGAUACUGUCAAGGGAGCCAAACAUUAACACCGUCGAUCAGAAUGGCCUUUCACCACUUGCUAUUGCAGCACGUGAAGGCUAUGUAGAAAUUGCAUCGAUGUUCAUCCAGCUUGGAGCAUAUGUGAAUGCAGUAGAUAGGUUUGGAAAUUCAAUUUUGGCAGGUGCUGUACGAUCAGGAAAUGUAGAAAUUGUGAAAAUGCUUCUUGAAAAACAUGCCGAUGUCAAUGCGAGAGAUUCUGAGAAUAGAACAGCUCUUCAUUUGGCUAUAGAUAAGUCAUUCAUGGAUAUUGCAGUUGCUUUAUUGGAGAGGAAGCCAAACCUGGAAAUAAGGAAUAAGGACGGUGAUACGCCAUUAUUACGUGCUGUAAAAAAUCGACAUGUCGGUUUCUGCCAAUUACUGGUGAAUUCGGGUGCAAAAGUUUCGGCAACAGAUAACGCCGGUGACAAUGUAUUACAUGUGGCGUUACGGGCAAGAUCGCGAAAAAUAACACAAUCCCUCCUAUUGAAUCCAUCGGAUUCACGCUUAUUAUACAGACCAAACAAACUUGGUCAUACGCCGUAUUCAAUUGAUCAGGAAAAUCCACAGCCAAUUAUCCCUUUAAUUUAUGGACCACUGGAUGCCGAAGUGCAGGUGGAUGCUAUGCUUGGUUAUGAUAUUUACAGCAAUGUACUAGCUGAUAUUGUGUGCGAACCAAACCUAACAUUGCCGUUGACUAUCGGACUCUAUGCAAAGUGGGGUUCAGGCAAGUCAGUACUUCUUGACAAAAUGAAAAAUUCAAUGCGAUCGUUUUCAAGAUCUUGGCUCGAUGCAGUACAGCUUUCAUGGUCGUGGUCAUUGAUAUUCUCGGUAGCUGUUCUUAUUGCGAUGUUUACACUUAUCAGUACCACUGCUGUUACUUUUCUUCAAAACUUUCAUUAUAUUAUUAUUGUUGGUACUUGUGGCUUGAUCUUCUUCAUUAUGUGGUUACUUCUAUACGGUUUGAUUUAUUAUGGUAACAGCGUUAAAGGAUGGAACAAAUCCAUAAAAGUUGCACGUUCGAUUGCUAAAUUUUUAGCACAUAUGCGUUUACUGUCAAAUGUUGCACUGCAACAUAGUGCGUCAGUCCGAGAUAAGGAUCUCCUUUCCUGUCCUGUAAGUUUCUUAUUUGCUGAUUAUCAUCGUUUAUCAUCAGUUGGUGGUGAGCAGGCGCUAGCAAAAAUCGUUGCUACAUUGUUUGAAGCUGCUGAAAACCACUUUGGUUCACUUCCGGUACGCCUCUUUUGUGCUUUAAAAGUCUCAUUUGCUCGAGGCAAUAAACCAAAAACACGACGAGCAUGUGGUGUACCAAUUACUGUAAUGGUGUUAUUGUUGUUGUUUUCAAUCAGUACAGCUUUAAUUCUGCUUUCAUUAUGGCUUUACAAUGGAAUGAAUCUUCACUCUAGUUAUUUAUUUGGGUCUGUGUUGUUCUUCAUUGCUGCAGUAGUGCUUACUUUAUAUCCACUUUAUCUUCUUUUUGUGUAUGGAUUUGUUAAUAUGCCAAAGAGACGCAUAAAUAUUGCGGCACGGAAAAUCAAUAAAUUGCGUUUUGAAGGAUUUAUGCAAAAAUUGCAACAUGAAGUGAAUCUUUUGGCCAAUAUGAUUCGCUCACUUGAUUUCUUCACUAAUAGUCAAACUCGACUAAUUGUUGUAGUUGAUGGUCUUGAUAAUUGUGAACAGGAACGUAUGGUACAAACAUUAGAUGCGCUGGAGCUAUUAUUUUGCACUCAUGCUGAUCGGCCAUUUGUAGUAACUAUUGCUGUUGAUCCGCAUAUUAUUAUUUCAGCUGUAAAUCAUAGCAUGCACUCUGCAUUAGCAGGAACUGGGCUUACUGGACAUGAUUAUCUCAAGAACAUUAUCAACAUGCCAUUUUAUUUGCAUAAUUCUGCUAUCCGACAACUUCAAACAAAUUUACAUAACAAAAGAGAAAGCUUAGCUGAUUGGAAAGAAAGAUUCAAACGGCAAGAAACUUUUCAUGGGUCUUAUGUAUCUUUGCGAGAAGGUUUUGAAGGAAAAUCAUCAAGAAAGGUAACGGUUGUAGGAACUCGUGGAUUAAGUCGUUCAUUAAUAGCGGAUGAUUAUUUCUCCAAUAUGAAUCCUCGGUCAAUGAAGCGUAUUGUUAACGCGCUUACAUUAACAGGACGAUUAAUGCGUGCAUUUGAAAUUGAAUUUUCAUGGGUUUCACUUGGUUAUUGGGUCAGCCUAAUUGAGCAGUGGCCAUCCAGGAUGUGUUGGCUUAUUGAUCGUGCGUUGGAUAUACCACAAGAUUCUUAUCCGCUUGCGCAGCUCUACAACCAUCUGAAACAACAAAUUCCGACAAAGGAUCCACUAAUAGAUCUGGAUCGAAAUCCGGACAAUUUCGAAUCUUUCCUGGAACAAGCAUCCAUGAUUGGUCCGGAGCAGUUGACUGUCGGGCAUGUUCGUCGUUUUGUUCCCUGCACAUCUAAUUUGGAUCCUUAUCUUAGAAAGCUUAUCAGAGAAUGUCGUAUUGGUACCGCACAACCAGUUAAGUCAUUUGUUAAUCGAUCGUCUAACCUAUCUAGUUUAAUACUUGCUGGUCCUGCUUGGCACCUGUUUAAAGAUAAGAACAUUUGGCGAGGAAUCGAAGUACCACUUGUUGAAAUGAAGUUGUCAGACAUAAUUGAUUUGGUGAAAAAAUUAGAUAUUCCAAGUGAACGAAUAAGUGUUAUUGCUGAAAAAAUGAAUACAUCCAAUCUUACCGGUCUUGUUUUGUCAGCGUGUGAUUUAUCGGAAGUGCAAGAAACUCUUAAGCUGAAUUUGGGUGAUUGGACGUUGCUGAAAUUAUUGAUUGAAACGCUUCGAACUUGGAAACCAAUGACGUUUAUAGAUAAUGUUGAAACUCCUUCUUUGAUAUCGCCAGUUCCUGUUUUGGCAAUAUCAACUUCUCCAAGUUCAAUGCAAGAGCAAAAAGAUCGGCUUGAUAUGCAGACAGAAAUGGAAGGUGAUCAUAAGUGGAUACUGGAAAGUUUUUCUGGUAUGGAUGUUGCAGAAGUAGAUGAUGUACUUCCUGCUUCUUCUGUACCAUCCGUUCAUUUUGAUGAUGGAGUUGCAUCGGAACGAGAUAGCACUGAAAGUGUUUGUGGAUCAUAUGAAAAUUUGUUGGAUUCUGAAUCCAUUUUGCAAACCCGGGAAGAAUUAGGGAGCACAGCAGUUGUGGAUUCAAUUCAUUCUGAUGUGAGCAAUACAGGAACACAGAGUCGAUCAGCUUCUCGAAUUCAUCUACCAAAUAUUCUCGAUAUUUCCGAUAAUCAGCAAACAGUGAGAGAAGUAAGCCCAUCUAAGCGGCUUUCAGUAUUAGGUAUUUUUAAUCAUAAUCAUGGUGAUUGUUAA